AUGAAGCCCAUAAAGCAUAAUCAAUCUCAGACGUCUGCACUGCUGCAGCGGUUGUGUGCGCGAUGUCAAACGGGGACAGGGUGGUUUUAGCGCUCGGUGGAGCAGGAACUGUCGGCUCCGGGAUAGUGAAAGCUCUCCUGGACAGAGGUUUCAAGGUUGCGGUGAUCUCCAGAGACAGCAGCAAGUUGGAGAAACUCAAGGGGUUUGUUUCGCCUAGCACAAAAAGUAACCUGACCACUUUAGUGGGGAAUGUUGGCUCAGAAGAAGGAGUAGAGGAGGUGAAACAGGCCUUGCUCAAGUCUGUGGGUAAGAUCACAGAUGUGGUGUCCUCUCUGGGCUUCAGCUGGUGGCAGGGAGGUCCACCUCACACCCAACCCCUCAAAGAAUUGCACUGGGUUAUUGAGACUCUGCUUUUCAGCACCUUUGUGUCUUGGAAAGCGUUCUUUCCCCUGGUGAGAGAUGAUCCUAACUGCACCUACACGUUCAUCACAGGAGGAGCUGGAGAGAAGUUGCUCAUGCCGGGCACAGGGUUCCUGACCGUAGGGGCAGCCAGCUCUCUGGCCUUCUGUCAGGUUCUGCGUGAGGAGUACCCAGAGUUGCCAUGCAAACUCAACCAGGUGAAAAUCAAUACGGGUGUGGCGGCCCCAGACCGAAUGGCCCCCGGGUACCUGAACCACUUGGAUUUAGGGGAAGCCGUGGCUACGCUGAUAGAGCGCCGCAACACGUCCCACACCGUCUUCCCCGUGAGCUGUCCUGCUGAUCUAAAAACUGUUAUCUUGGAGGGCAAUCUGUAAGCAAGGCCCAUCGGAUUUUCCUCUGUAUUCACUUUUUCCUGUUAGUAUGCGUGUAUUGUUUUAUUGCAUGUCAACAAAACAUCUCUGUAUUGAAAAUCCCCAGCUUUGUCAUAGUACAGUCAUAGCCUUGAAAUGCUCAUUGUGCUCAAAACAAAUCAAUAUAAUAACCAAUGGAAUGGCACAGAUGCUUUGGAGUGCAGCUGAGCGUAAACGCAGCCCCAGAUAUGUAAGCUUGACAUUGAAGAAGAGAGACACGUGUGAGAACGGAUGUAAAAACAAACUUGGUCUUUUCUGCGGUUAGAGAAAGGGAAAAAACAUGGCAGGUUGUUGGCACACUUGCAGCCCCGUAGCGUGACUCCCUGCCCUCGUUCACUCAAAACUUAUCAGGCUGUUGCUUCCACGGCUCCAAUUAUUCCCAGCCGUGUGGCCCAUAAUAAGCGUGUGAAGGGGGCAAGGGGUUUAGAUAUGGCUGGCCUUCAAACUGGAGGACAUUGUUGUCUUUGUCUGCUGUUAUCAUGAUAUUUGCAUAAACGCUUUAGCGAUAUGAAUGUAAAUUUGCUAUUAAAAGAAUCUGGAUUCAGUGAAGAAAGGAAAAGGGGUGAGAAGGCUGUGGUUAUGCUUUGCAUUAGCUUAUUAAAGAGAUAGUUUGCUUAAAAUGUAACAUUUUUCACCUUCAUGUCAUUCCAAACACGCAUGACUUACAUUCUUCUGUGGAACAAAAAAGAAUAUUAUUCUUGAAGAAGGAAAACCUUAUAGGUUGGGAAUGACAUGAGGGUGGGCAAACUAUCCCUUCAAAUCUGAAGUACAGACCAAAAAUUCUGUUCACACCACCAAAAUAUAGUCUCUGUUACUCGGUUUAGUACUUGUCUGAAUGAAAACAAUUCAUGGGCGCAUUUAUAUUGUGUGUCUGAGGAAGUUAAAAUAAUAAUAAUAAAAAAAAAGAGAAAAUC
Messenger RNA from Onychostoma macrolepis, 1744 nucleotides. RefSeq lists its product as uncharacterized. Bases 63 to 794 code for a protein of 243 amino acids. Gene Ontology annotation, biological process: fatty acid beta-oxidation. Lineage: Eukaryota; Metazoa; Chordata; Actinopteri; Cypriniformes; Cyprinidae. The record is from RefSeq and is a predicted model, not a curated record. Gene Ontology annotation, cellular component: mitochondrion. Gene Ontology annotation, molecular function: 2,4-dienoyl-CoA reductase (NADPH) activity. The transcript has 6 exons.